ACUUCUGCGCUUAUUCCUGACCUGUACUUAUGAAUAUGAUAAUACUUUAUGAUAAAACACAUUGUGUUUGAUUUAUGUGUGUUUCACGGCUUGUAUUUUAGUAACAUUCACAACUAUUAUAGAUUUAAUGAUCCUCCUCGCUAGCUCACUAAGCAAUUAUCCAUCAGUGGGCCAACGUGUAUUUAUGUAAAACUGGGCAUUAAUUUGUUCACUAAACUCAUAUAAACGAUUAAUUUUGUUCUGUAAAAGACAAACAUGACUCGACACGGGAAAAACUGCACAGCAGGAGCUGUUUACACUUAUCAUGAGAAGAGGAAAGACACCGCCGCUUCGGGUUAUGGGACACAGAGUGUGCGUUUGGGGAAGGAUGCGAUCAAAGAUUUCGACUGCUGCUGCCUCUCCUUACAGCCUUGCAGGGACCCUGUUGUAACUGAAGAUGGAUACCUAUAUGAGAAAGAAGCCAUUCUGCAAUACAUCCUUCACCAGAAAACAGAAAUUGCCAAGAAAAUGAAGGCAUAUGAGAAGCAGAAACAGGCUCUGAAGAGUGAAGGCCAGCUGGAGUCCAAGUCUGAGGAGCGAGACAGAGCUGAGAAGUUCAAACAGAGGGAGAACAACAUCGUCUCCAAGCCAAUCAACCCCUUCACUUCAGAUGAUGGAAGACAGAAUGGCUCAACCAGCUCCUCCAGUUCUGACACUUCAGCAGGAGAGUCCAGUUCUUCUUCAGCUCUGCCCAGCUUCUGGAUCCCCAGCCUCACACCAGAGGCCAAGCCCACCAUGCUUAAAAAACCUUCAAAGACAGUGUUGUGCCCUAUGUCAGGACGUCCUUUGAAGAUGAGUGAUUUAAUUUCAGUGCGCUUCACUCCACUGGACCCCAGUCUGGACAGAGUGGCCCUCCUCACACGCCAAGACAGAUACGUGUGUGCAGUAACCAAAGACACGCUUGGGAACUCGGUGCCCAGUGCAGUUCUCAGACCCUCUGGAGCUGUAGUCACUAUGGAGUGUGUGGAGAAGCUCAUACGGAAAGACAUGAUUGAUCCAAUGACUGGAGACAAACUGAAAGAGAAGGACAUAAUACCCCUUCAGAGGGGUGGGACUGGCUUUGCAGGCUCAGGAGUGGAUCUUAAAGCUAAAGAGGCCAGACCCGUUAUGCAAGCAUAAAUGAGAGGAUUAGACAAGGCUUUGACCCUGUAAAUAUUGUCAUUCAUUUUGCAGGAUUUUUUUGUUUUUUUUGUUUUUUUUUUUUGGGGGGGGGGGGGGGGGGGGGGGGGGGUGUAAUUUGAGUGAAUGUUGAAGUUAUGUUUCUUUUUGCCCCUGAAGAUACUAUCAUGUUAUGUUUACACAAUAUACAGCAUUUUUAAAAAAAUAAACAAUUCAUUUUACACACUUUAAAAGUCACAUUUGUCUUAUUUUAAUAGUUUAAAGAGACAUUAAGGCUUUUUGUGGUCAUAACAGGGUUAAAGUUCAUCGUGAUCUACCAGCGUCCCAAAGUCAGUUAUCGUGCUGACUUUAAUGAAAUCCAUUCUAUCCAUUAUCUCACUGAUAGAGAGACGACCAUCCUGAGAAUGAAAGCAAGGAAACAGACACAAUUUGGAAAAUGCAGAAGGGAAAGAUUUAGUUUGGAAACAGAGGGUGACUAUUAAAAAUUAUUUCAUAAGGUUUUGUGAGUAACAGCUACAUCACCUAUCAGAAUGCAAUGCAUUCUUUGUGAGAACACAAAUUAAACCCCAGUCCAAAAUUAUUUAAAAAAAACCAACAUGGCUUUAUUUAGAAUUCACAGAGAGAAAAAUGUUCCACCAAUACAGUGUCAAUCACUUUUGUCUCCUCCCACCUACUGAGUCCCGCCUCUCCUUCCCUCCCUUUUUGCUCUGGCUUCAUUUCUUUAUACCCAUUUUCAUGUGAGUGGUAUGCUGAAUGUGAAAUCACACACUGCUAAUGUGAAAUGUACUUUGUAACAGUCAAAACAGGCCUGUUACAUUGAAUACUGAAACUGGCCCUGUAUUCAGUGCUGAAUUCCUGAGCAUCUCUCAAGUGGAAGAUGUAUGUCUAUUUCCUCACAAUAUAAGCAAGCUGGAGUGUCUGUGAAUGUAAGUGUUCAUCAUAAUUUUGUUGCAAAAAUGUAAUGUGUUUGACAAUAAAUAAAACAUUUAUCUGUCUCA
Ctenopharyngodon idella (grass carp) is the source of this 2156-nucleotide messenger RNA. It is a transcript of the gene nosip, whose product is annotated as nitric oxide synthase interacting protein. Gene Ontology annotation, cellular component: nucleus. The coding region runs from base 256 to 1158 and encodes 300 amino acids. Gene Ontology annotation, molecular function: ubiquitin protein ligase activity. The transcript is spliced from 9 exons. The record is from RefSeq and is a predicted model, not a curated record. NCBI's taxonomy places the organism in Eukaryota, Metazoa, Chordata, Actinopteri, Cypriniformes, Xenocyprididae.